AUGUUUUUACGCCAGAAACUUCGCGUAGUGGUGGUUGUGCGAGAGGAGCACUUUUGUAUAACCCAUGCCUCCAUGUUCAAUAGGACAAAAUCAAAGGAUUUCAGAGUCGAAGUGCUUUUACCGUCUCCUAGGCAGAAGGGAAGAAUUAACUUCCGAAAAGACCUCGAGCUGUUGGAGGACGACGUUGUUGUUGUCGACAAUUCGAUGAAGCCCAGUACAUCAGAAAGAAGCGUAGAACUAGCUCGACACGAACCGUCGUCUUCCACUAGUUCUGCAGAGAACAAAAGAAAUCGUUUGUAUGCUCCCCUUUCGGCACUGUCAUCACGUCUUCAUAUCAACCAGCCGGAGCAGUUCCGAAACACUCACAGUGAAGAGGUGAAGUAG
Ostertagia ostertagi is the source of this 384-nucleotide messenger RNA. The record is from the annotation of a GenBank genome assembly. NCBI's taxonomy places the organism in Eukaryota, Metazoa, Nematoda, Chromadorea, Rhabditida, Trichostrongylidae.